AUGGAGCUCUUCCGCUCGGAGUCCAUGCAGCUGGUGCAGUUCAUCGUUCCGGCGGAGGCUGCGCACGACACCGUGCUCGCUCUCGGCGAGAUCGGCCUUGUCCAGUUCAAAGACAUGAACCCGAGCAAGAGCGGCUUCCAGCGCACCUACUACAAGCAGGUAAAGCGUUGCGAGGAGAUGCUCCGCAAGCUCCGCUACUUCGGCGAGCAGAUGGUCAAGGCCGGCCUAAUCCCCAUGGCCCAACCCGCCCCGGACCAAGCGUACACGCUGGACGAGCUCGAGGCUAAGCUCGACGACCUCGAAAGCGAACUUCGGCAGAUCACCAACAACACCGAGAAACUCAGACGGGGCCACAGCGAACUGGUGGAGCUUCAGAUCGUGCUGGAGAAGGCUGGUGGAUUCUUCGAGCCGGGUGCGGGGUCGGGAUCGAUGCAGCAGGAUCCGGAGAGCGUCCGGCUGGGUUUCAUCUGCGGCGUCCUGCCCACGCAGAAGACGCCCAGCUUCGAGAGGAUACUGUUCCGGGCGACGCGCGGGAACAUGUACCUGAAACACUCGGCGAUCGAGGGUAAGAUCCAGGACCCGGCGACCGGUGAGAUGGUGGAGAAGACGGUGUACGUCGUGUUCUUCGCCGGCGAGCGAGCUCGCGCAAAGAUUUUGAAAAUCUGCGAGGGGUUCGGAGCCAACAGGUACCCGUUCCCGGAGGACUUCUCCCGGCAGCGGCAGAUGAAUGCCGAGGUGACCGCGAGGCUGGGCGAGCUGCAGGAGACUUUAGACGCUUCCAUUCGCCACAGAAAUGCGGCGCUGUCGUCCAUCGGCCACCACCACGAGCUGUGGACCACGCUGGUGCGAAGGGAAAAGGCGAUUUACCACACGCUUAACAUGUUCAGCAUCGACGUCACGCGCAAGUGCCUCGUAGCGGAGGGGUGGAUUCCAGUCGCGGCCAAGCCCAGGAUCCAAGACGCCCUGUUCCGUGCCAACCGAGCGUCGUCUGCGCAGAUGGGAACGGUGUUUCAGCCUAUCAACACAGACCAGGCACCACCCACCUACUUCCCCACCAACAAGGUCACCGCCGUGUUCCAGGGUAUCGUCGAGGCGUACGGCGUUGGGCGGUACCGCGAGGUCAACCCCACGGUGUUCACCAUCGUCACGUUUCCAUUCCUAUUCGCGGUGAUGUUCGGGGACUUUGGCCACGGCGUUUUGAUGCUGCUGGCGGCGCUUUAUUUGGUGUACAACGAGAAGAAACUGGGGAAAAUACGACAGCAAGAAAUCAUGCAGAUGAUGUUUGACGGCAGGUACUGCAUCCUGCUCAUGGCGAUAUUCAGCAUAUAUACCGGACUGUUGUACAACGAGUGCUUCUCCGUGCCGAUGAACUGGUUCGGGACCACGAAGUGGACGGGAUGCGAUCCGAAAAACACCAGCGCCGGCGACCAGGAGUGCACGUAUGGCGGCGUGUACGCUUUCGGCGUGGACCCGAUCUGGCACGGCACAAAGACCGAGCUGCCGUUCUUGAACUCGCUCAAGAUGAAGAUGUCAAUCAUCAUGGGCGUGACGCAGAUGAUGCUGGGGAUAUUCAUGAGCCUGCUCAACUUUUUGUACACCAGGGACUUCCUCAGCAUUGUCUGCGAGUUCAUCCCGCAGGUGAUAUUUCUCGGCAGCCUCUUUGGCUACCUGGUCAUAUUGAUGAUCAUGAAGUGGACCACGCCCGGCGCGACGGCGGACCUGUACCACGUCAUGAUCUACAUGUUUCUCGCCCCGGGCAACGCGGACUGCGCCGGCGAGGGCGCGAACGGCGAGCCGGGCUGUCCCGAGAACGUCAUGUUUUGGGGCCAGGGAGGGUUCCAGGUGUUCCUCGUGCUGAUUGCGCUGGCAUCGGUGCCCGUCAUGCUGUUUCCCAAGCCACUCAUCCUGAAGCGACGAUGGGAGGCGAGGCAGCGGGGCGAGUUCUAUACCGCGCUGGACGACCAUCUCAACGUGGACGGCAGCCUGGACGACCACGUGCAUGGCGAUCACGGUUUUGACUUUAGCGAGACGCUGGUGCACCAGAUGAUCCACACCAUCGAGUUUGUGCUCGGCGCGGUGAGCAACACCGCGUCGUACCUGCGUCUGUGGGCAUUAUCUCUGGCGCACGCACAGCUCUCCGCGGUGUUCUGGGACAGGGUGUUCAUGGCAGCGGUCGCGACGCAGAACCCGGUGGCGAUGGUGGUUGGGUUCGCCGUGUGGGCUAGCGCGACGAUCGGGGUGCUGAUGCUGAUGGAGAGCCUUUCCGCAUUUUUGCACGCGCUGAGGCUUCACUGGGUAGAGUACCAGAACAAAUUCUACCGCGGUGACGGGUACAAGUUCGCGCCGUUCUCCCUCGCCGAGAUCUUAAAGCCCGAAGCUUCUGAGUACGAGUGA
Micromonas commoda is the source of this 2394-nucleotide messenger RNA. Its product is annotated as H+-or Na+-translocating f-type, v-type and A-type ATPase superfamily. Gene Ontology annotation, cellular component: vacuolar proton-transporting V-type ATPase complex; vacuolar proton-transporting V-type ATPase, V0 domain. Gene Ontology annotation, biological process: vacuolar acidification; proton transmembrane transport. Bases 1 to 2394 code for a protein of 797 amino acids. The record is from RefSeq and is a predicted model, not a curated record. Gene Ontology annotation, molecular function: ATPase binding; proton-transporting ATPase activity, rotational mechanism. NCBI's taxonomy places the organism in Eukaryota, Viridiplantae, Chlorophyta, Mamiellophyceae, Mamiellales, Mamiellaceae. The transcript is spliced from 2 exons.